AUGCCCUGCCACAACUACACCCUCGCAGACCUCACCAUCGACGCCAGCGCGCCUCAGGAGGAGAUCAACGCUCUCAUCGCCAAGAUGGGCGCCGUGGUCAUCAAGGGUCUCGUAAAGAAGGAUGCCGUCGACCAGAUGAACAAGGACUUUAAGCCCUACCUGGACGCUCUCGGUGUCGAGGGCAACGACGAGCAGUGGGACGGCUCGUUCUUCCCUUCCACUUCCAAAAAGGUCCCGGGCCUCCUCACCAAGUCGGCGACCUACGUUGACAAGAUUCUCCUCAACGACACCCUCAACGGUAUUGCCGACUAUGCCCUCACGCGCCGCACCAAGACGACAAUGUCCAGCCCCGAGCGCUACUGGUCGACCUGCAAGCCCCAGCUCAACGUCACUGGACUGCUGGAGGUGAACCCGGGCGGCAAGGCUCAAGAGCUGCAUCGCGACGAUGCCAUUUUCCACGACCGCAUUCGCGGAUCCGAGGUUUACGACCCGUCGCAGGAAAAGUCCAUUCUCGCCAUGGUCGCCCUCACCAACGUGUACCCCGAAAACGGCGGCACCAACAUUGUUCCCGGCUCGCACAUCCGCUCCGACGACCUGCCCCCUCCCACUUACGAGGACGCCAUCCAGGUCACUGCUGAGCCCGGAGACUGUGUCGUCAUUCUCUGCUCGGUCUACCACGGCGGUGGCACCAACUCGAUGAAGGUCGGCGACAAGAACUCGGUCCGCUGCAUGGCACUCUGCGGCUGGAACUGCGGAUACCUGAAGCAGGAGGAGAACCAGUAUCUCCAGCUCAAGCACGAGGACGUCAAGAAGCUGCCUCUGCGUGCCCAGAGGCUGGCUGGAUGGGACGUCUCGCUUCCCUACCUGGGCUACGUCAACUGGGAGCACCCGCUCCUCACCCUCGGCCACGACCCGAAGAUGGUUCCCAAGCUCGACGACCUCUUCUACGACAAGGACCAGACCCCGAUUGCCGUCAAGGUUUAA
This is a messenger RNA of Apiotrichum porosum, 984 nucleotides long. RefSeq lists its product as uncharacterized. NCBI's taxonomy places the organism in Eukaryota, Fungi, Basidiomycota, Tremellomycetes, Trichosporonales, Trichosporonaceae. The transcript is spliced from 3 exons. The record is from RefSeq and is a predicted model, not a curated record. The coding region runs from base 1 to 984 and encodes 327 amino acids.